CAGGAGAGAUCGGGUGUACCGUUGCUUUUGCCGCUGUGCGUCUCGUAGACAGAAGCACUUAUUAACUGUUUCGUUUUGUGUAGAAACAAACUUCUUUUCGACAUUUCGGUGCUUGGUUAGUGCUCAAGCAAGAUUGCAUAGUCUGAUCAAGUGCAUGUUAGAUAACUUAUUUUGAUAAAUGCAAAUGCAAAUAGAUUUAUCGCCCCAGACGAAUGGAUAUUGAUGCAUUGGGCUACCGAAUUGCAGGUGUAAAUAUAUAUCAAGCAUUAAACAGCUUUCUGUGUUUAUAAUUAUAAUAAGCAUAUGUAUAAAGGACAAACCGAAGUAAUCGCUCUUGGAAAAUGAUGAAUCGAGGCUUAAUCUGACGAAACAUUAAACUUCAUCAUUAUUUUAUACCGUUUGUAUAUUUGAGUCCGUAGCGAUCAGUCACGGCCAGGGCUCCGUGUGCGAAGUCGCCGCCACGCCAUUCGCUUCGUCAACUAUUAUGGUCGUGAGCCUCUCGUGAGUUCGCAGACCGACUUCCCACAACAUGCUGCGGGUGUGGGCACUGACUUGGCUGUGGGUGGCGGGGUGCGCCCGUGCCUUCGGGUCCGAGUGGUCCUACGAGGGCGCCACCAUCACCCUCGCCAACCUCAACAUCUCCUACAGCGACCCCGCGACGGGCAUGAACAGGACGGACGUCGGCGAGGUGGGCAAGUUCGGCAGCGGGGCGGUGGGCGUCGCGGCAGGAAUCCUGAUCGUGGGGCACUCCCUGGACGGGGGCGACCCCAGGCACAACAGACACGGCUGCAAGAUGCCCUGGGCGGUGGUGCCCACCAACGAGCCGUGGGUGGCGCUGGUGUCCCGCGGCGAGUGUGCCGACAGGGAGAAGAUCGCCAACGCCCAGGCCCUCAACGCCUCGGCCAUCCUCGUGUACGCCAAGGACGCGCAGGAACACCUGCAGAAGAUCGCCCUGUCUUCUUUCUCACGUGAGCGCGGCGUGGUGGUGUUCCUGGCGCACCAACAGGGGGAGCAGCUGGCCAGAAUGGUGGAGAAUGGUACCAAGGUGUAUGUGUCGAUUACCAGGGGCGAUGAUGUCAAAUACCGGGUCACUAGCAUCAACCGGACGUCGGUGCUGUUCGUGUCGGUUUCCUUCAUCAUCCUUAUGGUGAUUUCCCUUGCCUGGCUCAUCUUUUACUAUAUACAGAGGUUCCGCUACAUCCACGCCAAAGAUAGGCUGGCGCGCCAUCUUUGCAAUGCAGCCAAAAAGGCGUUAUCGAAAAUUCCAGUCAAGAAUUUGAAGUCUGGAGACAAGGAAGUUGUGACAGAAAACGAAUGCUGCGCUGUCUGCAUCGAGCCCUAUCAGGUGUCAGACACAGUCAGGACUUUGCCUUGCAAACACGAAUUCCACAAGAGCUGCGUCGAUCCUUGGCUUCUGGAGCACCGAACGUGUCCCAUGUGCAAGAUGGACAUUCUGAAAUUUUAUGGAUUCGUCUUAAGUGGCAGCGAAGAGAGUGUGUUGCAACUCGACAUGCUGGAAGACACCUCGGGGGGGGAUAUCGAAGCUCGGGCCCCCACCCCCCCUCCCCCAGUCAACCCGCGCAGCAGCCAUGUGUCUCAGGUCAUGGUUGUACCUCGUGCUGAGACGUCAGUGAGCGAAAAUUCCUGUGACGGCUGGUCAGAGACGCCAGUCCCAGACACCCCUAUUUCCCCAGUGCAUCAGCCCCAGAACAGUGCUCCCCCCCCUGGCUCUGCAACCUCAUCGGUGUUGAGGUCUGUGUUGGGCUCGGCUCGAAGUAGAGCUAGCCAGUCUGCAAGAGUAUCUCAGUCUAGUCAAACAACCGCAUCUGCCACAGUUUCCAGGGCAUCUAGGCCACCCACACCACAGUCAGAGAAAGGAGAAAGCAGGAAAGAUGAAGGCCAAGAGCAAGGACAGGAAUGCGAUGCCAAAAGUGAAGUUGAAUUGGCAUCUGUCUGUUCUGAUGACUUCAGUGAUGCUCUGAGCACCCAUAGUGCAGCAGAAAUUACUGCAGAUGAUUCAGGAAUGACUUGUCCAAACGAAAAUGCAGAUCAGGUCAAUGUAAACAUUAAUGUUAACAGUGCAACAAACUGCAUAUAUGUGUUACCCUACGAGAACACAUCUGAGAGCGUAACUGCUAUAAGCGCCACAUCUUCCGUCCCAUCAAGUGCCCAGACAAAUUCAUCAUCUACAUCACAGUCUCCUUCUCGUAAAUCCUCAGUAUCCAGUAGGAGAUCAACCAUACACUCUAGGUCAUCUCCCAAGAAAAGGUCAACCUCAAGGACAAGGUCUAUUUCUAGAAGGAGAUCUUCAUCUCGAACAAGAUCCCCCUCCAGAGGGAGAUCAUCAUGUCAGGAGUCUCCCUCACACUCUGCCCUAACUGUUGCUUCCAGAUCUGGUAGAGUGUAUUCGCGUCCUUCCAGCCAUAUUGUUAGUGUAUCUCACGUCUAAGUGAAUAACAGACAGACUAAUGUGAUCAGAGAAAUGUUCGUGUAAGCUAGUGGUUAUGGUGAUAUGCUUCCACAUGUUCCUGGAAGGCUGAAUUGUCUGUGAUCAUACAACCUGAAGGUGCCGUCUAGUUUUUCUGGAACUGUUUACAUGUAGUCAUUUGCCUAAACCACAACAUCAGCAAGUAUGAAGUCAAGGAUAUUUGGCAUUGCCCAUCAUAAACGUUAUCCUAGAAAUAUCAGUGAUUGUUACCAUUAUGAUAAGUAGAAAAGACAUAAUCUUUCUUAGAUUCUUAUGAGGAUAAAUCAUUAUACUUGACCAGUGUUAUGACAUUGUAAUUAUAACUGAUGAGUAACUGAAUGGUAUGUCUGUCUAAAAUCUGUAUUUCAAUUUAAACAUUAUAUACUACUGACUUCUGUCUAGAUGAGUGAUUCUCAGUCAAAGUUAAAUGUUCCCCCUGUGGUAAAAAAAAAAAAAAAAAUGAAA
Messenger RNA from Penaeus indicus, 2932 nucleotides. Its product is annotated as RING finger protein 150-like. The record is from RefSeq and is a predicted model, not a curated record. The transcript has 10 exons. Lineage: Eukaryota; Metazoa; Arthropoda; Malacostraca; Decapoda; Penaeidae. The coding region runs from base 530 to 2449 and encodes 639 amino acids.